GGACGCAAGAGCCGCGCUCUGAAUGCGACACGCCUCCACGAUUGCAGAGGCGAGACGCGUGGCGCGGCGAGGGCCGACGCCCAGCGACUUCGCAGCCAGCCCUGGCUCAACAGUUGCUACUUUACAGCUGGGCGGCCUCCCUUUCGCCCCCCUCCGUUCCCGGGUACCCGACGAGAAGUUGUCCUUCGGAGAUCUUGGGCCGCCGUCUUGCCUCCAACUCUCGGGUCGGACACCCUGUCCCAAUGGCGUGGCCUCGCGGCGCCGUAUGGCUGGCCAUGCCGUGCGCCUGCCGCGCGCUGUGGGGCGCUCUGGACGCGCACGCGGGCUCCGGGGAGCAGCUGCCCUUCCUGAAGGCGGGGCACAACGCCACCAGGAUGGUGCGUGGCGUGAAGUGGUGGGCUCACGUGGGGGACCACGUGUACGUCGCGCCGUCGGAGAGCAACUUCUUGAGCCAGCACGUCGGCGACUACUACGUCGCGAUGGGCUCCGAGAGCGCUCUGACCGAUGCCAUGCGCCAGCGCCGCGUGGGUGGGCACGGCCGCUGGCACGUGUUCCACAUCCCGGAGGGGCCGGGAGCGCUGCAGUUCAACCGGCGCGGGGACCGCCGAUCCGCCUUCAGCGCGUUGGUGCAGCUGCGUGCGGGCGACGUACUGCCGGCCACUUUCCCGAAGUAUAGCCCGCCCGACUGCGAAGACUCGGCGGGCGAGCGCUACGAUCAGCUUGAGAAGUCAGCUGUGGGGUCGAUCACAGCCAGCAGCUUCCUCGAUGAACUCCAGAGGAUCCUGGAAAUCAAGGAUGACACGGGUACCAUUACUCGCAGUUUCGAGAACGAGGGCGCCUCGCACGCCGCGCAGGCGUUCGUGAAGAAAGAGUUCGAGUCCAUGGGGCUGAAGACCUGCCUCCACGGGCCUCCAGCGCGAGGGGACGUCAAAGUCGCCCAGCUGGCCAACGUGGUGGCAGUCAUCCCGGGGACUGGCGAGGGGUCGCUCACGGUGGGCGCCCACUACGACUCCAGGCCCUUUCGGGGCCUCGCUCCUGGUGCAGAGGACAACGGGAGUGGCUUGGCGGCGAUGUUGUCCAUAGCCAGGGCCUUCGCGAAGCACGGGGCCAAGCCCAGGAGGACGCUGUACUUCGUCGGCUUCUCGAGCGAGGAGCCCGGCUCCCUGGGCUCGGACUUUUUCGCUGGACAGCUGAAGGAGGGCAAGCCGCUGCCCGAGGAGUGCGGGGUGCCCGCCAGCACACGUGCGGGCGGCAGUUUCUUGCAGGGCAGCAGCUUCAUGCAGGACUUCAAGACGAAGGGGGAGUUCAGCCACGACGCCAUCGUGCUGGACGAGGUGGGCUGGCUCACCCCAAAGUACAAAAAGGCGACGGUGAACCUGGAGUCGUACGAUUGGGCCGCCAGCGUCAUGGACCAGAUGGCGUGCGCCAGCCGCAGGCACAACGGCGACACCAUGGAAGUAGUCCACAGUAGCAAUCCUUUCGGCUCCGAUCAUAUGAGCUUCCUGGAGCGUGGUAUGAAGUCCGUCCUGGUCAUCAACGGUGACGACGAGGCGUACCCGAACUACCACAUGAGUUCGGACACCAUCGACAACGUGAACCCCGAGUAUGCCGCCAGGAUUACCAAGAUGGUCAUGGGAGCAGUGAUGCGCAUGGCCAGGCAGUAGUCUAAAAUCCUCGAUCGUUCGAGGUUGAACGUUCCUCGCGGUGCCAGAGUUCAAGUCGGACGUCGUCACAACGCGAACUCGCCGCGAGUGUUUCACCACAGUCGGCCUUGUAUCGUAGAGAUUUCUGAUCCGCGUUCUGUGAUUUGGUCCAUCGGGUUCGCCGACAUUGAAACAAAAGCCCGGCCAAUAAGCC
Prorocentrum cordatum is the source of this 1857-nucleotide messenger RNA. Lineage: Eukaryota; Dinophyceae; Prorocentrales; Prorocentraceae. The record is from the annotation of a GenBank genome assembly.